AUGGGUCCACUUUUAUCAAAAUUAACGGCUCUGUUUUCUUCUGGAUCACCAGCCAAAAUUCUUAUGCUUGGUUUAGAUGCUGCAGGGAAAACAACGAUUUUGUACAAGAUUAAACUAAAUGAGAAUGUAUGCACCAUUCCUACCAUCGGAUUUAAUGUGGAGACCGUGUCCCCAAUAAAGGGCGUGUCCUUUACGGUGUGGGACAUCGCGGGACAGGACAGGUUCCGACAACUGUGGAGAUACUACUACCAAGCAACAGAAGGCUUAGUGUAUGUUGUGGACAGCAACGAUAGAGAAAGAAUUGCCGAGGCACGCGAAGAACUAUUUGGAAUCCUACAAUGUGAGGAAAUGAGGGGAGUCCCAGUGGUGAUAAUUGCUAAUAAGCAAGAUCUUCCAAACGCUCUUAGUCCCUCUGAAGUGGCAGAAAUGAUGUGUUUGCACAAGCUGACGUCACGAAAAUGGUACAUUCAAUCCGCAUGUGCGACAACUGGCGAGGGAAUCUAUGAGUCUAUGAGAGAAUUAUCAACAAUGGUCCAAGACUUCAAGAAAAGCCAAGAUAAAUCCUGAUCAUUACACAUUUUUCAAUUAGAGUCAACACUACAUGUGUCUUUUUGAAAGCUACCCGUGUGUAUGCUAUCAGCUGAAACCGUGACUGAGAGUGUCAUCUGGGACCUGUAACGUUAGCAUGACUUGCUGAUGAUGCGUUAGAACCAAUGUUGAAACCAUUUAAAAUGCAUGGUGCAAUUCUAUAUAUGUGUCAAUCUUUGUUGUAAGAAAUUGAAUCUUUUCAUGUUAGCAGAUAUUUGAUUCGUGUGUGU
Molecule: messenger RNA, 818 nt
Organism: Saccostrea echinata
Lineage: Eukaryota; Metazoa; Mollusca; Bivalvia; Ostreida; Ostreidae
Exons: 4
Coding region: 1-567 (188 amino acids)
Biological process (GO): intracellular protein transport; vesicle-mediated transport
Cellular component (GO): cytoplasm; plasma membrane
Molecular function (GO): GTPase activity; GTP binding
Source: RefSeq, a predicted model, not a curated record